Molecule: messenger RNA, 3583 nt
Organism: Hyaloscypha bicolor E
Lineage: Eukaryota; Fungi; Ascomycota; Leotiomycetes; Helotiales; Hyaloscyphaceae
Product: acetyl-CoA synthetase-like protein
Exons: 9
Coding region: 188-3493 (1101 amino acids)
Molecular function (GO): protein binding; CoA-ligase activity
Source: RefSeq, a predicted model, not a curated record
CUUCCUCUUCCUCAGUUCUUCUUCCGCAUCCAACUGUUCCCGUGUCCCUUUCUUUGUGUCUAGAACAUUGUGUCUGGCAGAAUUAUAUCUCACAAGGACUGUGCUUCCGCCUGUGAUUUAAGCUUCUGCAGGGGCUUUGGCGACGCUGAACCGAGGUGAUUUACGCUGCAUCCCUGCAACCGUCAGCAUGGUCUUCUUUCCGCCGUCCUGGGUCCCAAAGCUUCCCAGCCCUCCAGACUCGGUGCCAGUAUGGCAGUUCAUGCUGGACGACGCCUACGGGCGCCAUCCCCUGAAAUCCUCGCGGAAUCCCUUUACCUGCGGCAUAUCAGGGAGGACUUUCACUGCGGUGGAGAUGGUCGAGCGGACUGAUCGUCUGGCACGAGCUCUGUCGAAGGAAUUCGGAUGGCAGCCAAACCAAGGAACAGAAUGGGAUAAAGUAGCGGGGAUCUUUGCCCUGAACACUGUCGAUUCUAUGACUCUGGCAUAUGCCGUCCACCGUCUGGAUGGCCUCGUGAGUCCGGCAAAUGCUGCGUAUUCAGCUUCGGAGCUUGAGUUUCAAUUGAAAAAUUCUGGAGCCAAGGCCCUUUUUACAUGUAUGCCCCUCCUCGAAACUUCGCUGCAAGCUGCAAAAGGUGCAGGAAUCCCGAACAAUCGAAUUUACAUCCUGGAGAUGCCCAAAGAGUUUUCCGGGGAUAAGUCGGUUCCGUUUAAAACGGUUGGGCAAUUGAUUGCGGAGGGCGAGAAGCUUCCUCAGCUUGCGAAGCAGAAAUGGGAGAAGGGACAGGGAGCGCGACAAACUGCAUAUCUCUGCUACUCGAGUGGGACGUCUGGGUUACCGAAAGGAGUUAUGAUAAGCCAUCACAAUGUCAUCUCAAACGUGGUGCAGAUCAAAACUUUCGAACAACCUAUGCGAGAUGCUCGACCACCAGAGAAGAAGACUGAAGUAGCACUGGCCCUCUUACCCCUAAGCCAUAUAUAUGGACUGGUUGUGAUUGCCCAAGCUAGCAGUUAUCGAGGUGAUGCUUGCAUCAUCCUUCCAAAGUUUGAGCUGCAAUCAUAUUUGAAUGCCAUCCAAACUCAUAAGAUCCAAACUUUGUACCUGGUUCCUCCGAUUAUUAUCCUGAUGGCUAAAAGCAAUCAAGCUUGCUCAAAAUACGAUCUGAGCAGUGUGAAUGGGAUCUUCACGGGAGCUGCACCACUCGGUGCAGAGACUGCUGAAGAACUUCAGAAACUGUAUCCCUCCUGGAAGAUUCGUCAAGGUUACGGCUUGACAGAGACCUGCACUGUCGUCUGUUCCAGCCCGGAGACCGACAUCUGGUUUGGGAGCAGUGGGUCUCUCCUCCCCGGCUACAAAGCAAAGAUCAUGUCACUGGAAGGCGUUGAGAUUACCGGCUACAAUCAGCCAGGAGAACUGGUUGUCCAAUCUCCAUCUGUUGUCUUGGGAUAUCUGAACAAUCCCAAAGCCAAUAAGGAAACCUUCCUCGAUGACACAGAUGGUAACGGGAGAUGGAUGCGAACUGGUGAUGAAGCGGAGAUUCGCAAAGCUCCUUCAGGGAAUGAGCAUGUCUUCAUUGUUGAUCGGAUUAAGGAGUUGAUCAAAGUCAAGGGUCUCCAAGUCGCGCCCGCGGAACUUGAAGCGCAUCUCCUCACUCACCCUGCGGUGGCAGACUGUGCUGUUAUCUCUGCUCCCGACGAUGCAGCAGGUGAAGUUCCCAAGGCCUUUGUAGUGAAAUCCUCAUCAGUUGGAAUUGAAGACAACGAUCGGAUGGUCGCAAAAGAGAUUGCCAAACAUGUGCAGGACCACAAAGCGAGGCACAAGUGGUUGAAGGGUGGCGUUGAGUUUAUCGAUGUGAUUCCCAAGAGUCCUAGUGGGAAGAUUUUGAGACGCUUAUUAAGAGAUAAGGAUAAGGAGUCUCGAAGGAAGAAGGGAGCCAAACUAAUGUCGUCCUCCCACAACCCCCACCAAAAUGAAGAGGAGGAGGAAGAACCUGCCAUGCUCUCCGCCGACGAAGCAGCAGAAGAAUACGCAGAUGGAGACGGUGACGCAGCCAUGGAUUCCGGCUCCGACGCAGAUCCCAACGAAGACGAAAUCAUGGAAGAAAUCGCCCUGCAAAACGACUCCUCCGCCCAUUUCGACCUGCACAAAGACAGCAUCUUCACCAUCGCGCAGCACCCGCUCCUCCCCAUCAUAGUCGCCACCGGCGGCUCAGAAGGCGAAGAUCUGGGUGGGAUUGGGUAUAUCUUCGACUCCACGCCUGCUGAAGACGCGAGUCCUGUGCUACCCGAAGGGUGGAGGAGUGAGCCUGGCGAGAGAGUAGAGAGGAAGGGGUUGGAGAAGAUUUUCACUUUGGAAGGGCAUAGCGAUUCGAUUAAUGCUUUAACUUUUACGCUUCCGAACGGGGAGUUCCUGCUCUCAGGAGGCUUGGAUGGACGGCUACGAGCCUUUGCUCAGCAAUCGAAAGAUGGCAAGAAAUGGGCAUUUGUAGCUGAAGCGCAGGAAGUUGAGGAAAUCAAUUGGCUUGCUGCGUGUCCGAAUCCAGGGGUUGCGAAUACGGUGGCGCUGGGUGCGAAUGAUGGGUCUGUGUGGGUUUAUACUGUGGAUAAGGACAGCAAGGACGCCCCGUUGCAGAUCGUGCAGAGCUACUUUUUGCAUACGGAGGCUUGUACGGCGGGGGCUUGGAGCGCGGAUGGGAAAUUGCUGGCGACGGUUAGUGAGGAUGGGAGUUUGUACGUUUGGGAUGUUUUUGGGGAGGGGGCUGCUGCUGGUUUAACUCAAGGUGAAGGCGGUGCGUAUGUGGUUGGUCUUACAGCUCUGGAUCAGCGAUUCGCAGUCGAAGGAGGAUUAUUCAGUGUUGCGGUUGCACCUACCGGAGCGUUCGUGGUUGUUGGUGGAGCGGGAGGCGCGAUCAAAGUCGUUGGAUUACCUCGAUUAGGCACUGAUGCUUCUGGCUCUGCUCCGGUUGGAAGAGCUGGAGCUGGCGCGUCGUCGAAAGGCAAAGGUGGGAAGCAAGCUGGUGGGAAGGCGGCAGGAAGCGCGGCGUCUGCUGGUCAAGCGGGCCAAAUACUUGCAGAUUUACAAGCGCAGACUGACGGCAUCGAGACACUGGCGUUCGCUCCUCCGCCUCUCACCCUCCUGGCUGCAGGAAGUGUAGAUGGCAGUAUCGCGCUCUUCGACUCCGCACACCGCUUUGCAGUCCGACGGCAUAUUAAGGAAGCACAUGAAGAUUACUCGGUGGUGAAAGUAGAGUUCGUCAAGAACUCGAGGACAGGAGGGUGGCUAUUAACGAGUUGCGGCAUGGAUGGCGUGGUUCGGAGGUGGGAUACACGGGGCGGAACCGGGAUAGCGAACUCAGGCUUCGUGAGAGAGUGGAAAGGACACAGAGGUGAUGGGGAAGGAGGUGGUGUGCUAGGAUUCGUCGAAGGAGAUGGCACGAGGAUUGUGACAGCUGGGGAUGAUGGUAUAAGUUUAGUAUUUGAGGCACCGAUUGCUUAAUGCGGAAAAGAAAAGCUUUUGCAUUAUGGAGUUGGGAUGUAUAGACAGUCGAUUCAUAUAUGAAUGCAAUACCCAUUAAGAAGAACCUUC